Molecule: messenger RNA, 1431 nt
Organism: Auanema sp. JU1783
Lineage: Eukaryota; Metazoa; Nematoda; Chromadorea; Rhabditida; Rhabditidae
Source: the annotation of a GenBank genome assembly
AUGCUCAAGCGAUCAGUAUUAUCCAAUAAUGAUGGAAGCCCUUGUAAAAAGAUGAAGCUGACAGCGGAUUUCAUAAUUGAAGACGAUGAGCAACUUGCCCGUCUUCGUUGCCUAGGAAUGGGAUUGGAUGCCAAGCAGCAAGGGGAUGACAAAGCCAAGUUGGCCGUGACAACCUCAGCAGCAUCAUCUCUUCUUCCAGCAAGUCGUGGCUCCAGACGUACUAAUCUGACAAGUCACGAGGAAAAGGAGCUUCGACGUGAGCGUGGCGAACUGCUUCUUAAAUUGUUCCGAGAAGUUCCUGGCCUAGCAGACAGCGCCUCAGCCAGACGAGCCGAAAAAAAUCAGGAAAGAGCAUUAAUAUGGGAUAAAAUAACUAACAAGGUGAACGAUCAAUUUGGAAAUAAAUUGGAAUAUUUGACAGUUGAUAAGGUCAAAAAGUUGUUGACUUAUUAUAAAAAAAAGGAUGAUGGGAGUUAUGAUAAUAUAAAACAGGUUGCGCUAAUGGAACAAGAGAACCUUAUGGAGGAAUUUUCUAUAACUGCCGACGAGCCAAUUACUCCUGAACGAGUAAAGACUGAAAUGGAUGCGCCGAGGGGAGGGGUAGCUCUGGUGGAAGAAGCAAUCGAUGGAAAUCAAAAACUUUUGGAUUUCCUGGCAACUGUUGCCAGCCAUUCUUCAUCAAGCCCUUUGAACAACACUUCGACAUCUGCUUCAUCUUCAUCUUCAAUGUCCUCAAACUCUGUAACAGCCAUGACAACAUCAGAGGAGCCUAAUGCUAUACCUAUGUCCACCAUUGUUGCCAAUGAUAGCUUAUACCAAUUGAAGAAGGAUCGACAUGAUUUUGUAGUGGGAAUGGCUGAACAUUAUAUGGAACGAAUGUGUUUUGAUAACUCCUCUAGAUCAGCUGCUGUAAAUGCUGAAAGACACAAUAUGUGGGUGAAAAUUACCCAAAGAGCGAAUGAUCGUUAUGCAACCAUUCUUGGCCCGUUAGGAGUUGAACAAGCUAAGAAAUUAUACUCCAAUUGCAAAAGGAGACGACGAGUAAAAGCUGAGAAUGGUAAAGUAAUAGAAGAAACUCCUUCAAUUAUAACUUCACGAGAAUCUAUAAGCGUUGAGCCAGAAGAAAUGAAUGACGUCUCUUCUAAUUCGGAUGAAGUCAACGAUUACGCAAGUGAACAGGGGAUUGUGAACUUUGACGAAUUACUACGAGGUUUGGAUCGAACUGUUGAAGUAGAUGAGUUACGACGACAAAUAAGGGAUAAAGAUGAAGAGAUCGAUCGUCUCAAAAAGAAAGUACAUGAGCAAGCCAUAGAAUACAGUGCUCGCAUAAAAGGAAUGGUUGAGCUGUUGAAAGUUGCAGUAGACAAGAAGGUUGCCGAUGACAUUAAAUCAUUUUUCUCGAACUGUGAUUUUGUUCGAAAAGAUCAAUAA